Paraglomus occultum is the source of this 799-nucleotide messenger RNA. The record is from the annotation of a GenBank genome assembly. Lineage: Eukaryota; Fungi; Glomeromycota; Glomeromycetes; Paraglomerales; Paraglomeraceae.
AUGCCUCGUUUUGAAGAAGAUAGAAAUAAAAUUAAAAUUGUUUCUUAUGUUGCGGGCAAAAAAGGUUUGUUUUAUCCUGUGAUAGGCCUAGGUGUUGUUGAACUAGGAGAAGAAGUAUGUGCCUUUGGAUCUUUCAAUGGUUACCUUUGUGGAAAAUUAGUGGAAACAGGAUCAAGUUUAGAAAUAAGUCAAGAAAAUGCAAAUUAUACGUUUGCGGGUAUGAAUAAGGUAGAUUUAGGAGAAGGUCAUGGAUUUGAUAGUGAAAGAGAUUUAGGUGGUCCAGUCUAUGUGACAAGUAAUAUUGGAGAACGCACCAUUGCCCAAGCUUUAGUUAAUAAUUUCUCCCAACCCCUUUCCGAAACUGAAUUAGAAAUAGGAAAAAAUUUUUCAGAAAUAGUUAAGCGUGGUGAUAAACUAAUUCUUUAUGGUGGAAUGAAAAUUACGGCAGUUUCCGUAGAUAAAGGAAAGUCAAACCAACGAGAUUGUACUCUUUCUUUCCCAGUAUAUCGAGUUGAUGAUAGAGAAUUAGGAUUUUUAACUUCUUAUGCUUGUGCCGAGGAUAAUAUUAUUGUAGGAACAACUGAAGUUGAUACUAUUAGUCGCAAUAUUUCCUAUUCUCGCUGUGUUAAAAGUGGACGAGGUAUUGUUGAUGUAGAUGAACCUUUACCAAUAAUCCCUUUUCCUAGCCAACCCCUCGCGGUAGGAGAUAAAGUCUAUGCUCACGGGGGAGUUAGUGGGACAGUACACGGAGUGAUUUUGAAAAUAAGUGUGAAAAUACAAACAAAAACUAAUCCUCCUA